CCGGCGCCAUGCCAGUUGCUCUCUUUUGCUGGUCAGUAAACGAGAGGAACGGAACGGAUAUCAAAUCGUCAAGUGGUCUCGGCCUCUCACUUGCCAUGCUCCAAAGAGCGCGCGCGCGCUCGGCUCCUCGCUUCCACGACCGAUUCAUCUCACGCUGAUCGGAUCCCGAGGGAUUAUUGGUGCGGCACGCGACCCGCUUGCUUUACUUACUAAUCAUCCCCGCACGAUCGGCCACCACCGUGCGGUGCGGUGCGGUGCAGUGCAGUGCGGGUCGGCGUCGGCGCGAGCUCGCAAGGCCAUGCUCUGAGAGGGAGAGAGCAUGAGGACGACACGUGCGCCGAUGAUCCGGCUCCUCCUCCUCCUCCUCCUCGUCGCGGCCGCCUGCUGCUUCUCCUCCGGCUCCGUCGCCGCCACCGACAGCAUCGGCCUGGCCGAGUCCAUCAUCGGCAACCAGACGCUCGUCUCGGCGGGCGGGAUCUUCGAGCUCGGCUUCUUCAGCCCGCCCGGCGGCCGGACGUACCUCGGCAUUCGGUACGCGGGCAUCGCGGACCGGACCGUCGUGUGGGUCGCCAACCGCAACGACCCGCUCGUCAGCACCCCCGGCGCCCUCCGGCUCGCCCCCGACGGCCGGCUCCUCAUCCUCGACCGCCAGAACAGCACCGUCUGGUCCUCCCCGGCGCCCACCAGGCGGAUCACCGCGGGCGCCGUCGCCCGGCUCGGCGACGACGGCAACUUCCUCCUCAGCUCCGACGGCAGCGGGUCGCCCCAGAGCGUGGCGUGGCAGAGCUUCGACUACCCGACGGACACGCUGCUCCCCGGCAUGAAGCUCGGGGUGGACUUCAAGCGGCGCCUCACCAGGAACCUCACGUCGUGGAACACCCCGACCGACCCCUCGCCGGGGCAGUACACGUUCAAGCUCGUCCCCGGCGGGCUCCCGGAGUUCUUCCUCUUCCAGGGCCCCAAGAAGAUCUACGCCAGCGGGCCGUUCAACGGCGCCGGGCUCACCGGCGUGCCCAACCUCAUGUCCAAGGAUUUCAUCUUCAAGGUCGUCAACAGCGCCGACGAGACGUACUACAGCUACGCCAUCACCAACCCGCAGCUGCGGUCGCGGUUCCUCAUGGACGGCACGGCGGGGGUGGUGCAGCGCUACGUCUGGACCAACGGCCAGUGGAGCAGCUUCUGGUACUACCCGACGGACCCCUGCGACACCUACGGCAAGUGCGGGGCGUUCGGGUACUGCGACACCACCCAGGCCCCGCUCUGCGCCUGCCUGCCGGGCUUCCAGCCGCGGUCGACGGAGCAGUGGAACCUCCGGGACGGGACCGGCGGGUGCGUCAGGACGACCAACCUGAGCUGCGGCGCCGCGGACGGGUUCUGGCCGGUGAGCCGGAUGAAGCUGCCGGAGGCGACCAACGCGACGGUGCACGCCGACAUGACGCUGGACCAGUGCCGGCAGGCGUGCCUGGCCGACUGCAGCUGCAGGGCCUACUCCGCCGCGAACGUCAGCGGCGGGAUCAACCGCGGGUGCGUCAUCUGGGGCGUCGAUCUGAUGGACAUGCGGCAGUAUCCGGCCGUCGUGCAGGACGUGUUCAUCCGGCUCGCGCAGUCUGAGGUCGAUGCCUUGAUUGCCGCAGCUCGCCGCCAGCGCCCAAACAGGAAGCUGCUGAUCGCAGGCGUCGCCGCUGCUUCCGGGGUGCUUCUUCUGGGGGCCAUUUUGGGCUGCUGCUGUUUCUGGAGGAAGAAACGUCAUGCCAAAACGGCACCGAGUAGCCAUAGCGAUGUGCUUCCGCUGAGGCACAGAAAACACCCCGCGGCGAGCCCGGCACGGAACCAACGGCUGGAGGAGAAUAGGAUGGGUUCCGAGAAAGAUCUUGACCUCCCGUUCUUCGACCUGGAAGCGAUUCUGACUGCAACGGAUGACUUCGACCCAGAUAGUAAGAUCGGGCAAGGUGGAUUUGGUUCCGUCUAUAUGGUACGUAUAUAUAUGAAUCAAUUAACGUUACAUAAGCUUGUUAUUUUUACUGUUGUGGAUUUUAAUUUAAUGGGUCUGCAUUGCAAUGAGCAGGGAAAACUUGAGGAUGGACAAGAAGUAGCAGUAAAGAGGUUAUCGAAGAAAUCAGUACAGGGUGUUGGGGAAUUCAAGAACGAGGUGAAACUGAUAGCAAAGCUUCAGCAUAGGAACCUUGUGAAGCUGCUCGGCUGCUGCAUCGACGACGACGAGAGAAUGCUUGUCUACGAGUUCAUGCCCAACAACAGCCUAGACACGUUUAUAUUUGAUGAAGAAAAGCGCAAGUCACUAGUAUGGAAGAACCGUUUUGAGAUCAUCAUGGGGAUUGCGCGGGGUCUGCUUUAUCUCCAUGAAGACUCCAGGGUCAGGAUCAUCCACAGGGAUAUGAAGGCAAGCAAUGUGCUAUUAGACAGAAAUAUGAUCCCCAAGAUCUCCGACUUCGGCAUCGCGAGAAUGUUUGGAGGUGAUCAGACAACUGAAUAUACCAUGAAGGUCAUUGGGACAUACGGCUACAUGUCUCCGGAAUAUGCAAUGGACGGCGUCUUCUCUAUGAAGUCCGAUAUCUAUAGCUUCGGUGUCUUGGUGAUAGAGAUCAUCACUGGCAAGAGGAAUCGAGGCUUUUACGAUGAUGAGCUUGAUCUCAACCUCCUUGGUUAUGCGUGGAUGUUGUGGAAAGAAGGUCGGGGUGUGGAGCUACUGGAUGAAGCAAUGGGCGGCACCUUUGACUACGAUGUGGUGCUCAGAUGCAUACAGGUCGCUCUCCUGUGUGUUCAAGUGCAUCCUAGGAGCAGGCCACUGAUGUCCUCAGUUGUCAUGUUGCUGAGCAGUGAGAACGCAACAAUGCCAGAGCCAAACGAACCUGGAGUAAACAUUGGGAAGAUCACGUCUGACACUGAAUCGUCUCAAACACAGACAGGAAUCAGCUUAACAGAAACUGCAGUGGAUGCUAGGUAGUUAAGGGUAGAAAUUCUUGUUGCUUUCUUGCUCUAAAGGAAUAGUUUGUACAUCAUAGGCAUUUAUAUUUGGGUCUGUCUAGGACACAUCUAGAUGUGACAUAGUUAUGUCACAUCUAAUCUCAUGUCCACUAUGUUUGUGGUCUACUUUUUUUGUCCCAACUUUUUUUUAUUCCUUGUUGCUGUCUUAUUUGGGGGAGGUUAGAUGUGACAUCCUUAAAAAACAUCUAGAUGUGAAUUAGACAAACUGUUUAUAUUU
Messenger RNA from Triticum aestivum (bread wheat), 3220 nucleotides. Its product is annotated as G-type lectin S-receptor-like serine/threonine-protein kinase At4g27290. The transcript is spliced from 5 exons. The coding region runs from base 320 to 2962 and encodes 880 amino acids. Lineage: Eukaryota; Viridiplantae; Streptophyta; Magnoliopsida; Poales; Poaceae. The record is from RefSeq and is a predicted model, not a curated record. Gene Ontology annotation, biological process: protein phosphorylation; recognition of pollen. Gene Ontology annotation, molecular function: ATP binding; protein serine/threonine kinase activity. Gene Ontology annotation, cellular component: plasma membrane.